This is a messenger RNA of Mytilus californianus (California mussel), 1432 nucleotides long. RefSeq names its product gonadotropin-releasing hormone receptor-like. Lineage: Eukaryota; Metazoa; Mollusca; Bivalvia; Mytilida; Mytilidae. The record is from RefSeq and is a predicted model, not a curated record. Gene Ontology annotation, biological process: G protein-coupled receptor signaling pathway. Gene Ontology annotation, cellular component: membrane. The coding region runs from base 112 to 1266 and encodes 384 amino acids. The transcript has 4 exons. Gene Ontology annotation, molecular function: peptide binding; G protein-coupled receptor activity.
AGGAAUUUUACGUACAAUGUUACGAGUAUUUUUAAUGAAAACGUUACAUUUAUUACAAGUUCAAAAUGGCCACUUAGAACAGAACAGCCACCAACAUUCAAUGAAGCAUUUAUGACAAGGACUAUUAUAUUUGGUCUCCUGUUUCUAAUGGCCCUGAUAGGAAACACAGCAACCAUCAUCCAAAUGUACAGAAUACGGAAGAGAAGAUCAACAAUAAAUACAUUAAUUGUCAAUUUGGCAGUGGCCGAUUUGUUAAUUACAUUUUUUAUAAUGGGAGUAGAUGCGGUUUGGGCUUCAACAGUCCAGUGGUUAGCCGGAAACGUUAUGUGUAAAAUAGUAAAAUUUGGUACAGCAACUGGUUUACUUGCGUCCACAUAUAUUAUAGUUGUGAUCAGUCUGGACCGAUGUUGCGUGAUUAUGGACCCUAUAAGUCGUCACAAAGCUCCAAAACGAGUUAAAAUCAUGAUAAUUAUAUCUUGGAUACUCAGUGCCUUAUUUAGUUUACCUCAGGUUUUUAUAUUUAGUGUACUGAGAGGACCAUUUGAGGAAGAUUUCUAUCAAUGUGUCGAUAAGACUUUCCCUUACAAGCAAUAUCAAAAGAUGUACAACAUGUUUUCGUUGAUUACCCAGUUCAUGAUACCUCUAGGAAUUAUGGUUGUAUCGUAUGGUCUCAUAUUUUACACAAUAUCUAGAAAGUCUAAGGAGUUUAGAGAACCAGAAAAUGCGUCAACAUCAUCAGAAUCGGCGAGAGGACAAGUUAGGAGCACGUUCAUGAGGAAAGCAAAACGAAAAGCUUUGCGAAUGUCUAUUUUUAUUGUAGCAACAUUCAUCGUUUGUUGGUUUCCUUACUAUGUUAUAUUUACAAGAAAAGCUUUCGGUGAUUCAGAGGAAACAUAUGAUGCUACAUUAUUGACAGUUUUAACAACGAUUGGUCAGUCUAACGCAGUGUUGAAUCCUAUUAUAUAUGGAGCUUUUCAUUUGUGCAAGGUGCAUAAACCAAGGUUUAUGAAAAGAGACAAAUUACCAGGAACAUGCGAUAAAAUUCCUUUUAUUCGCCGUUACACUAGACAUGAGGACCAAGAUGUGGCUAAUGGUACAAAUAUGACAAUAGUGGCGAUGAGGCGAAAUACUGUUAUCAUGUGUAAAUGUAGUCAAACUCCAGCCAUGAUAAAACAAUCAAAGGUCCCAUGUAUCAUUAUCAUGUGCAAAUGUGAUGAAGGGACCACACCGUUGACGGAAGAAGUAACUUCUUCUGGAGAUACAUGACAGUACACCAAUGACAAAUAGUCAUUAAAGGAAUAAUAUUGAAGACCACAUACGUUCAAACAUUUGCUCAUUUUGUCACACCUUUAAUAAAAUUAGUAUACUGUAAAAUUAAUUCAGAAAUGUUAACAUCUAGUAAUUGAUGCUGUUGUUGAUGAACCGACAUAUA